UUAGAUAAUAAUAUAUAGUUUGAAAAGAAUCGCCAAAUUUUAGAAACGCGAGAAAUUUUGCCAAUUUUCAGUAUAAACAUAUAUUAUGAUAGAAUUGUUUCUUUAUGUGGAAAUUCUUUCCGAGUCAUAAUUUUCCCAAUUUUAAGGUGAAAUACUGUGUAUAACAUCCUAAAUUUACUGUAAACCAAAGUGAAUCUGCUUUAUAUUAAAUGUAAAUAUGGGAAUAUAGGUCGUAUUAGUUAGAAAAGCUGUUCAGCAUGUUAAAGUUUACAAGAACAACAAGAACAACAACAUAGCAAUCAAAAAUUGUAGAAAUAGAAUAUUAUUUAUAUGCAACUUGCAAAAUUUUGUUUAAACUUUGGUAUUCUAAUUGUACAUUAAUAAAAAUGGAGGACUCAGUUUAUAAUUUUGAAAAAAUCAAUCGAAAUAUGGAUCAAAUACCAGGUCGACAAGAUCUUGUGAGUUUUUUUGAAAGAAAUAACAUAUCAAAAUAUCUAGAGAUUUUUCCGAAGACUGUAAACUUUGCCUAUUUUAAAACUAUGAGUGAAGACGAUUUUAAUGAGUAUGGAGUUUCUAAUGAAAAUGAUAUGAAAGUUUUAAUUAAUGCUGUUGAAAAAGCAGUUUCAGAAGAAGAUCAGGAUGAGCUUCGAUAUGAUUCACAAAACUCUUUACCUGCAAACUCAUCAGAACAUCCCAACUUAUAUACAUUGGAACCUGAAGAAAUCAAACCAUCAUUCGGUCGUUCAACUAGCUCUGAUGUUUUUCAGCCUAUACAAAAUGAUGAACCUGUAUCAAAUUUGUUACGCAUGCGCAAUAAUAGCUCACUUGGAAAUUCAGACCCAUCAUUAUCACUUAGUGCUGGAGAACAACUUUUAUCAAGACGUUUUAGUAUAUGUAACAUUAGUCCACGUCGUCCUCGCACUCUUUUACCACAUUCUCCUUCUCCUCCUCGUGCAUUAUCGCCUGUUGGGAACGACUAUUCAAAGAAUUUAUCUUCUAGCACUUUGCAUGCACCAAUACCAAUUUUACAUGCAAAUAAUAGAAGUUUUCAAAGUGGGCGAAGGUGGUCAGUUGCUUCAUCAGGUUACAGUACAAAUACCCAGUGUUCAUCUGAGUUUUCUUCUCAAACUUCUUCACAAGAGAAACUCAACUUAUUGAUGUUUGAUGAUAAUGCUUAUGCUCGGCAACAAAGCUUAUAUUUCCUUGCUAGUCAUGAUAGUACAUUUAGUGAUGUUGAUGAUGAAAUUUCAAGUGCUCGUUCACCAAAGCCAUUCCGAGGAAGAUCUAGAAGCUUAAGCCCAACAAGAAAUGAAAAUGAAUUGUUCAUACUAAAUAAACUGUACAUAGAAAGAUUUCCCAAGGCUAAACAACAAAUGGAGGAGAAUUUACGACAAUUCAUUGCUAUGAAUUCCAAUGAUACUGUUGAAAGUAACUUUUCUGAUGCAGCCAUAAGUUUUGUAUCUCAUCAAAUUGUAGAAAUCGCAAAGACAGUUUUAAAUAUCUCAGAAGAUCCUGAAAAAAAUAUCACUAGUGGUUUCUUUUAUGGAAUAUCCGAGUCUCUUGAUAAGUUACUCCAAGAGGUUAAAUACAAAACAAAUAGUGCAGAUAUUGAGCAUAUUAACAAAAUGGUACCUAGUCUAUUAAUGAUUUUUUCACGUCCAGCACGACUUCUGGAAUGUUUAGAGUUUGAUCCAAGCAGUUUUUACACACAACUUGAAUUAGAGCAAGUAGCUAUUUCAGAACAACAUGUAGACAUAGACAUGACUCAGUACAUACGAAAUAAGCUUGGCAUUGUUGAAGUGAAACCUGAGGAAACUGAAAAAACUACUGUUCGUAAGCAUUCUAUAAUUGCUGAACCUAAAGAAGAAGACUUCACGCUUAUAAAAGUAAUUAGCAAUGGUGCAUAUGGUUCAGUUCAUUUGGUUCGUCAUAAAGCAACAAAGCAGCGCUUUGCUAUGAAAAAAAUGAGUAAACAUCAUCUCAUGCAUAAAAACCAGGUUCAACAAAUUUUCAAUGAAAGAGAUAUAAUGACAUUUGCACAAAAUCCAUUUGUAGUCACCCUGGUGUGCACAUUUGAAACAAAGAAAAGUUUGUGCAUGGUCAUGGAAUAUGUUGAAGGAGGCGAUUGUGCAUCACUGUUAAAAAAUAUUGGAGUUAUGACUAUUGAUCUUGCGAAACAAUAUUUUGCAGAAACUGUUCUAGCAGUGGAAUAUAUUCAUGAGUAUGGCAUUAUACAUAGAGAUCUGAAACCAGAUAAUUUGCUCAUCACUGCUCUGGGGCAUAUAAAAUUAACAGAUUUUGGCCUUUCCAAGAUAGGACUCAUGAAUGUGACAACAAACAUUUGUGAACAGACAACAAAUCAGUUUAACGAUUUCACUGUGUUUGGUACACCAGACUAUAUUGCUCCUGAAGUCAUUUUAAGAAAGGGAUAUGGCAAACCAGUUGAUUACUGGUCUUUGGGUGUAAUCUUGUAUGAGUUUUUAGUUGGCGUUACUCCAUUUUAUGGUGAUACUGUUGAGGAUGUGUUUGACUCAGUACUUGUUGGUGAAAUUGAAUGGCCAGAAGGAGAAGAAGCUUUACCCAUUGAAGCUGUGGAACUAAUAAAAGCACUUUUAGUAAAUAAUCCAAUGGACAGGCUUGGGACAGGAGGAGCGUUUGAAGUAAAAGAACAUAAAUUUUUUAUAAAUAUGAAUUGGAAUCAUUUGUUGCGUGUGAAAGCAGAGUUUGUACCUGUAUUAGGAGAUGAAGAAGACACAAGUUAUUUUGAUACACGAGAAGAUCGCUAUAAUCAUUUUAUCAGUGAUGAAGAAGAAAAUGAUGAAGGUGAUAUUGAGCUUGGCAACUUUUCCUCGUGUUCUCCGAGAUUUUCUAGAAUACUAAGUUCUGUUGAUAAUGAAUUGAGUAAAGAAGUUCGAGAUUUGCAACAAUCUGCUAAAGAAGUAAACAGCAUAAAAGAACAUUUUGAUGAAAUCUCAGAAGAAACUGACAAAAUAGCUCAUCAAAGUUCAAUCAACAUUUCUGAAAAAACAUGUUUGAUACCUGAUGAAGAAGAUGGUAAUGAUCACAACAUGAAACUUUUACAAUUUCAAAGAAAUAUCUCUUCACCCUACAAAGAUAAAAGUGAAACAGAUAGUGGUACAAUGACAGAUAGUGGUGCAAUGACAAGCAGUUCUCUUGAUAGCACAAGUAGUGGCAAUUUUAUGAGACAAACAUCUCUUGAUACAAAAAAACGAUUGGAUGAUUCUGAUAGAGAAACAGAUGGUAGUAACAGUAGUUGUGAUCUUUCACCACGGCGCUUUCUUUCAACUGCAACUUUUACAAUGCAACGUGUUCCUAGUCCUAAACAACCGUCUCCUUUAGUAAUUGAUACCUCUCGUGAAGAUGAUUUGACAAUGCAGGGUACUUCUUCAGUUUUAUCUGAGCCAAAUACUCCUUUAGGUAAAUCCUCAAAAUUAGUAUGUCACAACAAACUUCAUCGUACUAAAUCAACACCACCAAUGCUUGAUUUUAGUCGUGCUGUUCCUGAACUAGAUCUGGCUGAAAAAGAGUUAAUUAAAAAAAGAACCCGUAGAAGAAACGCUCGUGGUAGUUUUCAAAAACUUAGAUCUGAAGCUUGUUCACCACCUCCAGAAAAUCCAACAGAAACACUUAAUAUUGUUAGUCCUACUUCUAUUCGACCAUCAAUUGUAAUUGAGCGAGGUAACCUUGCUCUUGGUUUUUCACUUAAAGCUAUAAGAGUAUACAUCGGUAACACAUCCAACUAUACUAUGCAUCAUUUAGUAGAGAGUGUUGAAGAAGGCAGUCCUGCAUACGAGGCAGGUUUAAGAAUCAAUGAUCUUGUCACACAUAUUAAUAAUGAAUCCAUUCAAGGGUUGCAACAUGUUGAAGUUGUCAGAUUGAUCCUUCAGGGCGGUGAAACUAUUAGCUUAAGUGUUACUGAACUUGAUAAAACUUCUAUACGCACAGGAAGAAAAAGAAAAUCUAUCGGUAAUAGAGUAAUAACGCGACCUAGAUCGCAAUCUAGAAGUCGCAUAAAUCUUACAGAUGAAACUAACCGUUUAACAAGUAAAAGGUCGCCUUUGUUUCGGCGUAUUCGGCGAAACCCUGUUCGUAAAACCUCUUCUAUAAAACGAGUUAACAAAAAAGGUUCAUUUAGAGUUAAUGCCCAAACCUCAGAAAAUGACUCAGCGGCAAGCUCUACGCCUUCAAGUAUAUCUCCUAAUUCAAUGACUUCCAGACCAGCUUUUCUCCAUUGUGUAUUUCCUAAACUUGCUCGGUCCGUAAUGCAUUCUCCUCGUCGUCGCUCUGUAUCUGGUAUACCUGUUUCGCCACUGGCUCGUGCACCUCAAUCUUCAGGUCGCAGUCCAUCUCCUCUGACAACUAUGUCAAGUCAUACUCUCGUUUCUCCGACAAAUUCUUUCUCAAGUCAUAAUAAAAUUACACUUAGAUUAAGUUCGCCAGUUCUGCGGCGAGCACGAUCUCCUGAUUCUCUUGCUCCGACAAAACUUGAAGAUGCUUUGAAUCAAGCAUACUUAAACGUAGACAACGACGAUCGUCGAGUUACUCGUACUCAAUCAAUGAAAGAAUCAAAAGUUAGAAAAGGUUAUUACUCAAAGAUUGAUCGAGGGGUUAACGAUGGAUGACCAAGUUGGUUUUCGAUAAUUUCGUUACAUUAAGUUGCAUUUUAAUGAUACAAUUUUUUAAUAAAAUUUGAAAAUAAAAAUUUUUUUUAAGUGCAAAUCUUCGAAAACUAAUAUUAUUAAUUUGUAUUUAUAUUUAACUCUUGUAAAUAUAUAGAAUAUUUUUU
Messenger RNA from Hydra vulgaris (swiftwater hydra), 4807 nucleotides. RefSeq names its product microtubule-associated serine/threonine-protein kinase 3. Gene Ontology annotation, biological process: peptidyl-serine phosphorylation; intracellular signal transduction. The record is from RefSeq and is a predicted model, not a curated record. Gene Ontology annotation, molecular function: ATP binding; magnesium ion binding; protein binding. NCBI's taxonomy places the organism in Eukaryota, Metazoa, Cnidaria, Hydrozoa, Anthoathecata, Hydridae.